Molecule: messenger RNA, 1941 nt
Organism: Ictalurus furcatus (blue catfish)
Lineage: Eukaryota; Metazoa; Chordata; Actinopteri; Siluriformes; Ictaluridae
Exons: 7
Coding region: 873-1619 (248 amino acids)
Source: RefSeq, a predicted model, not a curated record
CUCAUAUUGAUGUGGAGGGCAACGAGAAAGCAGAUUUGACUGCAAAUAAUGCGCUGAAAUUAAAGGACGAGGAAAUAAUGAAAGUCCCCUUUAGUAAAGUUGGGGCCAAAUCAUUAAUAAAAACGGCAGUGAGAGAAUCAUGGCAGAAAAAGUGGGACACAGAUAGCAAAGGGAGACACUAUUAUAAUAUUCAGAAUUCGAUUACUGUCAAGGCUUUUAAAGGAAAAUGCAGAAGAGAAGAAGUGAUUAUAUCAAGAUUAAGACUUGGACAUACCAGCCUAAAAUCAACCCUGUUAUUAAUGGGAAAAUGCAUAUCAGAUAAAUGUGAUGCCUGUAAUGUUCCUGAAAAUGUGGUGUAAUCACAAUGUGGUGUAAAAAAUAUAAUUCAGGAAGGAGCAACUUGGGAGAGAAGAUGUAUGAGUUGGAACAGGAAUGGAGUUUGAAGGGGGUUUUGGGAAUGGGAUGAGAAAAUGUGGGCAUGUAGUAAGGCUCUCCUUCAUUUUCAUUUUAUUUUAUUUUUUCUAUUAAGCAUAUGAAGCCCUGAAGUUGCACACCCCGGUAGGUGGCGGUGUGCACCUGAAAACCCAGAGAGAGAAGAAUCACAGCCAGUGCUCAGGUAUACAGGUGAGCGACUCGGUCAGACCGGAACAGCGCAGCAGUCACGUCUUUGAGAGAGACCUGUUACACAGAGGAACCAAAACACUCCUGAAAACUGUAAGAAUCUGCUCUAUAUUUUGUUAAACAUGGUUUAUAAGGUUGAAAGUGGCAUUAUUUAUUCAGAAGUAAACUCAGGUGUUUGACUGGUAAAGUUUCACAGUCGGAUUUUUCUGUCUUCAACAGCUUUCUCUUUGUGGGCUGAGAAAGGUUAAAACAUGGCCUCAGGGUCAGACAGUCAGAGGGUCAUGGUGUUCCUCAUCCUGAUGUUCUGCUGUCUCGGGGUUUCUACUGCUGGCGUUUUUACUGCAUUUGUUGGACAGUGUGUAGAGCUGUGCUGUUUUGGGACGCAGACCACCACCAUCUCUUGUUUCAGGGGUGUGGAAGAAAUUUGUGAAAUAACUGGCAGUACGUUGGAUAGGAAGUCGUCUUACACAGGAGAAGUUGUUCUCAAGAGCACCUGUCUACAGAUUUGUAACCUCACCGAGGAGUACAAUGUCUUCUACGAGUGUUCCCAACUGAUCGAGAAGAAAAAACCCCUCUGCAACCUUAGCCUCACAGUUUCCAAGCCUGACGCCUUUGCUACACCGUCUCUGAUCAGAGACACCGCCAGCAUUGAUAACACCAGCAGCACCACCAACUCCACCCGGGGAGCUGAUGAUGAAGAUUGGAGUAAAAAGCCAGAGAUCAUCAUCAUCGUUGUGUUAUUUGCUGCUGUAGUCCUGAUUCUUGUGUUAUAUCUGAUGAGAAAACGUAUAAACCUGGGAUUUUGUCAUUCCUGGAGAUCAAAUGGAAAGUGUGAUUUACGUAAAGACAUUGAGUUGGAGGAAGGACUGAGAGAGAAUCCUGAGAACGGAAAUGACUUAAACAACAGCAUGCCCAGCACCCCUAUGUUGAAUCAGGGGCUUGGACAAGUAACCAUAACCCCAAGGAGUAACCAAAUUGAGGUGACUGAACAGCUGUGAUGGGCCGAAACCAAAAGUAUUUCAUCCGUGUGAAGGAGCAACGCGAUGAUGAUUCUGUUUACGUUUCUGUAUGCUGUCUCUGGCCUCUGUAUAGUCUAGCACACACUCUGGCCCUGUUAGCUGGGUAGUGUUCACAGCUCUAGGUUUGAGCCUACCUACUGAAAGCUUACUGAAACAAGCGAGAGUGUUGGAAUUUGCUCAAAUUUGUCCUGAAAUGUGAAUCUGACUACAUUACUCUUCUUCAUGGCUGCAUGCCAUCGUUUUUGUACCUCAUGUCUCAGGGUGUCUGCAGGUCCAUAAAAGAAGAUGGCCUACUUAGCAC